Molecule: messenger RNA, 2848 nt
Organism: Carlito syrichta (Philippine tarsier)
Lineage: Eukaryota; Metazoa; Chordata; Mammalia; Primates; Tarsiidae
Gene: MBD1
Product: methyl-CpG binding domain protein 1
Exons: 16
Coding region: 21-1847 (608 amino acids)
Molecular function (GO): zinc ion binding; DNA binding
Source: RefSeq, a predicted model, not a curated record
GCAGGCUGCUGCUACUUCCCAUGGCCUCCAUGGCUGAGGACUGGCUGGACUGCCCAGCCCUGGGCCCUGGCUGGAAGCGCCGUGAAGUCUUUCGCAAGUCAGGGGCCACCUGUGGACGCUCGGACACUUAUUACCAGAGCCCCACAGGAGACAGGAUCCGAAGCAAAGUUGAGCUGACCCGAUACCUAGGCCCUGCGUGUGACCUUACCCUCUUCGACUUCAAACAAGGCAUCUUGUGCUAUCCAGCCCCCAAGGCCCAUUCCUUGGCCAUUCCCAGCAAAAAGAAAAAGAAGCCUUCAAGGCCAGCCAAGACACAGAAAUGUCAGGUUGGAGUCCAGGGUGGUGAGGUCAGGAAGGAAGUCCUGAGGGAUGAGAUCAAGGCUGCCUCUGACACAGCCCCAGCUUCCUUUCCUGCUCCUGGGUGCUGUGAAAACUGUGGAAUCAGCUUCUCAGGGGAUGGUUCCCGAAGGCAGCGGCUCAAAACGUUAUGCAAAGACUGCCGAGCACGGAGAAUUGCCUUCAACCGGGAACAGAGGAUGUUUAAGCGCGUGGGCUGUGGGGAGUGUGCCGCCUGCCAGGUAACAGAAGACUGCGGGGCCUGCUCCACCUGCCUCCUGCAGCUGCCCCAUGAUGUGGCAUCAGGGCUGUUCUGCAAGUGUGAGCGGAGACGUUGCCUCCGGAUUGUAGAAAGGAGCCGAGGGUGUGGAGUAUGCCGGGGCUGUCAGACCCAAGAGGACUGUGGCCGUUGCAGUAUCUGUCUUCGCCCUCCCCGUCCUGGUCUCAGGCGCCAGUGGAGGUGCGUCCAGCGGCGCUGCCUACGGGGUAAACAUGGCCGCCGCAGGGGAGGCUGCGACUCCAAGAUGGCUGCCAGGCGGCGCCUCCGAACCCAGCCACUGCCUCUGCUUCCCCCAUCACAGCCCCCAGAGCCCACAGAGCUGCACCCCAGAGCCCUGGUCCCCUCACCACCUGCCGAAUUCGUCUAUUACUGUGUAGACGAGGAUGAGCUACAGCCCUACACGAACCGCCGGCAGAACCGCAAGUGCGGGGCCUGUGCAGCCUGCCUACGGCGGAUGGACUGUGGCCGCUGCGACUUCUGCUGCGACAAGCCCAAAUUCGGGGGCAGCAACCAGAAGCGCCAGAAGUGUCGUUGGCGCCAGUGUCUGCAGUUUGCCAUGAAGCGGUUGCUGCCCAGUGUCUGGUCAGAGUCUGAGGAUGGGGCAAGAUCACCGCCCCCUUACCGUCGUCGCAGGCGGCCCAGCUCUGCUCGACGGCAUCAUUUAGGCUCUACCCUGAAGCCCUCCUUGGCCACGCGUGCAACUCGUCCAGAACAUGCCCAGGCUCCAAUGAAGCAGGAAGCAGGUGGUGGCUUUGUGCUUCCCCCUCCUGGCACCGAUCUCGUGUUUUUACGGGAGGGCGCAAGCAGUCCUGUGCAGGUGCCGGGCCCUGCUGCAGCUUCCACAGAAGCCCGACUGCAGGAGGCCCAGUGCUCUGGCCUGAGUUGGGUUGUGGCCUUACCCCAGGUGAAGCAAGAGAAGGCGGAUGCCCAGGAAGACUGGACACCGGGCACAGCUGUCCUGACUUCUCCUGUAUUGGUGCCUGGCUGCCCUAGCAAGGCAGCAGAGCCAGGCCUGCCAUCUGUGAAGCAAGAGCCGCCUGACCCUGAGGAGGACAAGGAAGACAACAAGGAUUACUCUGCCUCCAAAUCAGCCCCAGAGCAGGAGGCAGGAGGGGCUGGCACGCCUGUGAUCACGGAGAUUUUCAGCCUGGGUGGAACCCGGUUCCGGGACACGGCGGUCUGGUUGCCAAGGUCCAAGGACCUUAAAAACCCUGGAGCUAGAAAGCAGUAGACAGAAGGCUUCUGCAGACUGUAGGAUGCAAGUCUGCAGGGCGGGCAGUCGGGAAGGGAAGAUGGAUAUAAAGUGUGGGAGACCGAGGACACGGUGGAGCCCAUGAGCACGAGCUGGAACUCACGAGGAUGGCCUGGAACCCAUGUCAGUCUCUCACCACCUCCAGCUUCGAUGAUGUGGGUGUUCUGCAGAAGAAGCUGGUGUCCCUCCUCACAGAGUUAAAUAUGCAUCUGGCCCAGGAAUCAGCGAUGCUGAAGGAUGAUCCUGGGAAAGGUGGAGCAGUUGUAGGCCUGCCUGCAGGCCUGACUGCUGCCCCAGAGCAACGAGGUGAGCCAGCAGAUAAAUGACAACAUGUGUGAACUGCAACAGCACCUGGUGCCCCUGCACCAGCCUUCCAGUGUAAAAACAAUAUGCUGCUGCUUCAUUUCUACCCUCCAAUUAAAAGGCAAAAUGUCUCAUGUGGCCCAUCUUAACCGGAAGUGUACAGAGGAGCUUGGGGAAGCAUAGCCUAGCCAAGGUGACAUAUUACAGAGCCACCCUGCCAUGAAUCAGUUCCCAAGGGUAUUACUACUCACGUGAGGGUAAUAUGAUAAAUCUACGCUGCUGACAAUGCAAAGCUGAAGACCAUGGAUUUCAUGGUGACCCCAGCAAGUAAGAAAUUCUGCCAGCCACACUCAGAAAAAACUUGCCGGUCUUGGCUAUAUUUGUCACUCAUUCGAGUAUUGAGAACCUGACCCAUGAUAGGCACUGUAUAAUACUGGGAUAUAGAAAUGAAAAAGUUGGUCCAUGCAAUUUUAUUAAAUGCAUCAACAUGUAUUAUAAAUGGUGAAUGGAUUUCCAACUUUAUCAUGAAAUUUAAUGUUGAAAAUAUAGAAUUCAGGAAAUAAUUGAGAGGACAGCCCUUGUGUGAACCUUGUUUGGGGCACAAUAGGAACUGGAAAUUACUUAGUUUCUAUCUCUAAGCUGUUCUAUUUUAAUACUUUUAAAUGACUUCUAUCCUA